UAUAUAAGCAGCGAAGUUGCAGGCUACAUUCCAUGCAGCAGAGGACAGUGUCUUGCUUCUGUGUGUUCUUGAGAGGUUGCUAGCUCUUGAUUUUAAUCCUUUCCUAAUUGAUAACUUCAUGGCUGAUCAACCAAGCAGCAAUUCAGUUUGUGACGCUAAGAGUUCCCUAGAGAAAAUAUUCAUCGACGGAGAAGAUCAAAGCAUCAUAUUGAACCCUAACUUCGACGACGGCCUCAACAAUUGGUCCGCUUGGGGAUCUUGCAAGCUCGCGCUCCACGACUCCAUGGGCGACGGGCAGAUAGGUCCUUUUAGCGGCCACAAGUACUUUGCGGCCGCGUCGGAGCGCACUCAGAGCUGGAACGGGAUUCAGCAGGAGAUCACCGGCCGGGUGCAGCGGAAGCUCGCUUACGAGGCGACGGCGUUCGUUAGAGUUUUCGCCAAUCCAUCGUCUUCCUCUGCUGCUCCAUCUGCACCUGCGGAAGUCAGAACCACUCUGUACGUUCAAGCAGCGAAUGGGCGCGAACAAUACGUCGGCAUUGCUAAAGCGAUGGCAACCGAUAAGGAUUGGGUGCAAUUGAAGGGCAAGUUUCUGAUGAACGGCGAAGCUUCUAAAAUUGUGGUCUUCGUUGAAGGGCCACCGGCGGGCAUGGAUAUCCUUCUCGGCAGCUUAGUGAUCAAGCAUGCAGAGAAGGCUCCUCCAUCGAGUCCUCCCGAUUUCGAGAAUGUUACGUACGGAGUCAACAUAAUACAAAACGGCAGUCUCUCCGACGGCUCCGACGGGUUAAGCGGCUGGUUCCCUCUUGGCCCCUGCAAGCUCGCCGUCGUCGCGUCCGGCGCACCUCGCGUGCUUCCUACCAUGGCGCGCGACUCCCUCGGGACGCGCGAGCCGCUCAACGGCCGUCACAUCCACGUCACCGACCGCACGCAGACGUGGAUGGGCCCCGCGCAGACCAUCACGGAGAGGAUCCAGAUCCACGUCGCCUACCAGGUGUCGGCGUGGGUCCGCGUCGUCGGUGCGCAGGGCACGCCGCAGAACGUCAACGUCGCCCUCGGCGUGGACACCCAGUGGGUCAACUGCGGCCAAAGUCAGGUCACCGAUGGACGGUGGUACGAGAUCGGAGGAUCAUUUCGGAUCGAGACGCUGACGGCAGAGAGAGUGAUGGUGUACGUCCAGGGCCCGGCGGCGGGGGUUGACCUCAUGGUGGCCGGGCUUCAGAUUUUCCCCGUCGACCGGAAAGCAAGAUUCCGGCAUCUCAAGAACCUCACGGACAAGGUGAGAAAGAGAGACGUGGUUCUGAAAAUUACAGCCUCGGAUAAUCUCGCCGUUGAUUCUGCAUUGCCGCCGCCAUUGGUGAGAGUUCGACAAAUCAAGAACAGUUUCCCUUUCGGAUCAUGCAUCGCGCGAAGCAACAUCGACAACGAGGACUUCGUCAACUUCUUCGUCACCAACUUCAAUUGGGCCGUCUUCGAAAACGAACUCAAGUGGUACUGGACGGAGCCGCAGCAGGGGAGUCUCAACUAUGCCGACGCCGACGAACUUCUCGAUCUCUGCAAGAAGAAUGGCAUCGAGACGAGGGGGCAUUGCAUCUUCUGGGAAGUGGAGAGCGCGGUGCAGGGCUGGGUUCGCGCUCUCAACAACACCGAUCUCGCCAGCGCCGUCCAAAGUCGCCUCAACGGCCUCCUGACGAGGUACAAGGAUCAGUUCCAGCACUACGACGUCAAUAACGAGAUGCUCCACGGAACGUUCUACCAAGACCGUCUCGGAAGAGACAUACGAUCGAGCAUGUUCAAGGCGGCGAACCAGCUAGACUCUGCAGCGACUCUGUUCGUGAACGACUACAACGUGGAGUGCGCCGCGGACACAAGGGCUACGCCGGAGACGUACAUCGAGCAGAUACUUAGCCUGCAGGACCAAGGCGCUCCGGUGGGGGGAAUCGGCCUUCAAGGGCAUGUCAAGGCACCAGUUGGGCCGGUGAUCUCGUCGGCUCUGGAUAAGCUGGGCGUCCUCGGCAUCCCCGUCUGGUUCACAGAAAUCGACGUGUCGGCGGCGAACGAGUUCGUGCGAGCGGAUGACCUGGAGGUGAUCCUGCGGGAGGCGUACGCGCACCCUGCGGUGGAGGGGGUGAUGCUGUGGGGCUUCUGGGAGCUGUUCAUGAGUCGGGACGACGCGCACUUGGUGAACGCGGAAGGCGAUCUCAACGAAGCAGGGAGGAGGCUGUCGAGUCUUCUUCAGCACGAGUGGACGUCGCGUGCUCACGGAAGAGUCGAUGGCCAAGGGGAGUUCAAGUUCAGGGGCUUCCAUGGCACGUACAGCGUUGAGAUCAGGACGCUCACGAAGAAGGUUAGGCAAACGUUCACGGUGGACAAGGGGGAUUCUCCUCUGGUUGUGGAGAUAAGUUUAUGAAACAAAUUAACAAUUGGAGAAAUAAAGACGUCUAUACUGCAAUCGAUCAUCCUAUAAAGUGUAAAAGUGUAAUGGAAUUGUAAGAAAACUUUAUUAA
This is a messenger RNA of Zingiber officinale, 2501 nucleotides long. RefSeq names its product endo-1,4-beta-xylanase 1-like. The record is from RefSeq and is a predicted model, not a curated record. Gene Ontology annotation, biological process: carbohydrate metabolic process. Lineage: Eukaryota; Viridiplantae; Streptophyta; Magnoliopsida; Zingiberales; Zingiberaceae. The transcript is spliced from 5 exons. The coding region runs from base 119 to 2404 and encodes 761 amino acids. Gene Ontology annotation, molecular function: hydrolase activity, hydrolyzing O-glycosyl compounds.